Psilocybe cubensis is the source of this 945-nucleotide messenger RNA. RefSeq lists its product as uncharacterized. The transcript has a single exon. Gene Ontology annotation, cellular component: nucleus; cytoplasm. Gene Ontology annotation, biological process: negative regulation of cell population proliferation; negative regulation of mitotic cell cycle. The record is from RefSeq and is a predicted model, not a curated record. NCBI's taxonomy places the organism in Eukaryota, Fungi, Basidiomycota, Agaricomycetes, Agaricales, Agrocybaceae. Bases 1 to 945 code for a protein of 314 amino acids.
AUGGCAUCUACUUCCGAGUCUCUUUCCGUUGCUGUCGCCCACACCGUCACUUUCCUCACCGCAAAGCUGGCUGGUUCGUAUGCACCCUCCACUCUCCUUAAACUCCAAAUGGUGCUCGAGGCCAACCUCACCGCACACUACGCCCCUUCGUGGAUUCCCACAGACCCUAUUCGUGGCUCGGGCCGUCGCUGCAUGACCCUCUCUCCUACCUGCUUGCCCCCUCGGCCCGUUUGGUCCGCCUGUGCCGCCACUAAUGUUCAGUGGUUCGAUUGGAUCGCUCUCCUCGGCAACACAGAGUUUGACCUCUUCGUCGACCCGGGAUGUGUUGCUAUUCGCUGCCAGAAUAAGAUUGUCAAUGUCUGGUCCGACGAGAAGAUCGAACAAGUUGCACCCAUCUCGGCCCCAGUCUUCAGCGAGCCAAUGAUCAAGGCAUCUCUUCGCCCUAUCGUUGCUCCUCGCAAAACUUUUGCUCAACAAGUCUUGGAAGACGAUUUCGAGGAGGAAGACAAGAUUUUCACUAUGCUUGCUGACGAAAUCAGUGCACCUACCUGGGUGACCCCAAUCAUUACUCAAUUCCCCAGGCCUGCGCGAUCCACCUCUCCCCUUUCAAGCAUCUCCGAACAGUCUCGCUGCAGCUCUCGCUCCUCUAACUCGAGCUCUUCCGGCUUUUCCUUCACUUCCGACAGCGUCUCCUCUCGCACCUCCGUGACCUCUUCCAAGAGUAGCGAAUUCAAACCUUCUCGUCGCGAGAGGGCUCGUCAAGCUCGCGUCUUUGUCGACACAACCAAGACCGAGGUCACUCCAUACGAUGGGGGUAAGACUACCGUUCUUACUGGCGGUGUCAUGCUCGGAGGUGGCCCCAAGGCCGCAAACAAGUCCAAGUUCCUGUCUGCGAACCACGCCGCCAUGACUCACUCCAGCAGCUGGCGCUCUGUCCGUGCUUAA